Messenger RNA from Amoebophrya sp. A25, 265 nucleotides. Lineage: Eukaryota; Dinophyceae; Syndiniales; Amoebophryaceae. The record is from the annotation of a GenBank genome assembly.
CGAAAGACAAGAGAAAACUCUUUUCCUCCUUGCAAAGCGGGUCCUCUUUGGAUUUGGACGAACCCUUAGACGAAGAAGUUAGGAGCAGUGUAGUCCGCGACGAACAGCUGUUUCAAGACGUCGAAGAACUUCAACAUCAGCACCAGGAAGCAACGUCAUCUCCUGCUGAAGAACAAGAAGUAGAAGUAGAUGAAGAUAAAAAUAUGGAAGAAGUAGCGGCUACAGUACUAGCCCAACCUCAUCAAGGUCAACAAGGAGAUGUAGA